Messenger RNA from Tachyglossus aculeatus (Australian echidna), 3832 nucleotides. RefSeq names its product autophagy related 16 like 1 (gene ATG16L1). Gene Ontology annotation, molecular function: protein binding. Gene Ontology annotation, biological process: negative stranded viral RNA replication; autophagosome assembly. The record is from RefSeq and is a predicted model, not a curated record. Lineage: Eukaryota; Metazoa; Chordata; Mammalia; Monotremata; Tachyglossidae. Bases 254 to 2230 code for a protein of 658 amino acids. Gene Ontology annotation, cellular component: autophagosome membrane. The transcript has 20 exons.
CCAUGGCCGCCCUGUCCUUUCAGGCCCUGGCAGGCCUGCUGUGGUGAAGGGGCGGCCCUUCCUCCUCCAUCUCUCCCUCUCUCCCUCCCUGCCUCCCUCCAUCGUCCCGGCGUUGGAGCACCGAUCCCCGGGCCGGGAUCCCGGCGGCCGCCGCCCUUCGCAGGCGCCGUGGCAGGGCCCUUCCGGUCAGGGUUGGCAGGACUAAGAUGGCGGCGGGGAGGCCAAGGCCCGGCCCAGGGGGGAGGGGGCCGCGAUGGCCGCGGGAGGCCCGGGGCCACUGAGCGGCCUGGGCGCCAUGGCGGCCGGGCUCAGGGCCGCCGGCCUCCCCGGCUGGAGGCGCCACAUUGCGGACGAGCUGCGGCGGAGGGACCGGCUGCAGAGGCAGGCCUUCGAGGAGAUCAUCCUGCAGUACAACAAGCUGUUGGAGAAGUCAGAUCUUCAGUCAGUAUUGGCUGGCAAGCUACAAGCUGAAAAGUAUGACGUGCAAAGCAAGCAUGAAAUCAGCCAGGGGCAUGAUGGAAUGUGGAACAAUAGUCAACUGCAAGAAAUGGCUCAGAUGAGGAUAAAACAUCAAGAAGAACUAACGGAACUGCAUAAGAAACGUGGGGAGUUGGCCCAGUCAGUAAUUGACCUGAAUAACCAAAUGCAACAGAAGGACAAAGAGAUGCAAGAGAAUGAAGCCAAAAUUGCCGAAUAUUUGCGGAAGAUCGCCGAAUUAGAGACAGAGUGCCAGGAGCUUCGCAACAAGCUGCAGGACCAUGAAAGAGCAAACCAGACCUUAAAGGAUGAGUACGACGCCCUGCAGAUCACGUUCACAGCUUUAGAAGAGAAGCUGAGGAAAACUACUGAAGACAACCAAGAGCUGGUCACCCGCUGGAUGGCAGAGAAGGCCCAGGAAGCCAAUCGCCUAAAUGCGGAAAAUGAAAAGGACUCAAGGAGACGGCAAGCCAAGCUUCAGAAGGAGCUAGCUGAAGCCGCAAAGGAACCGCUUCCUGUCGAACAGGAUGAUGAUAUUGAAGUGCUCGUGGAUGAAGUGACGGACCCAGCCGAGGAGACCUCUCCGGCACGAGCCUCCAGUCGAAUGACCACUAAGCGACUCUCCCAGCCUGCUGGAGGCCUUCUGGAAUCUCUCACUAAUAUCUUUGGUCUGUCCGAGUCUCCACUUUUGGGACAACCCUCUUCUGGUGCUGCCAGGAGACGUUCUGUGUCUUCCUCUCCCGUCCCCCAAGAUAACAUGGGUGCACGUCCUGGUUCCAGGAAAGAAGUGAGGGUGCCCACAAAAGCAGCGUACUAUUUUAAUGCACACGACGGAGAGGUGAAUGCUGUGCAGUUCAAUCCCAGUUCCAGGCUAUUGGCAACAGGAGGCAUGGACCGGAGGGUUAAACUCUGGGAAGUAUUCGGAGAUAGGUGCGAGUUAAAGGGCUCCUUUGCCGGCAGUAAUGCAGGAAUUACAAGCAUUGAGUUUGAUAGCGCUGGCUCUUACCUCUUAGCAGCCUCAAAUGAUUUUGCCAGCAGGAUAUGGACUGUGGAUGAUUAUUGGUUACGGCACACGCUGACGGGACACAGUGGGAAAGUGCUGUCGGCUAAGUUCCUGUUGGGUAAAUCACUUAUUGUUUCAGGAAGUCAUGACCGGACCCUCAAACUCUGGAAUCUGCAGAGCAGAAUCUGUACAAAAACGGUGUUUGCGGGAUCCAGUUGCAAUGAUAUUGUCUGCACCGAGCAGUGUGUGAUGAGCGGACAUUUUGACAAGAAAAUCCGUUUCUGGGAUAUCCGAGCUGAAAGUAUAAUCCGAGAAAUGGAGCUAUUGGGAAAGAUCACCGCCCUGGAUCUGAACCCAGAGAGAACAGAGCUCCUGAGCUGUUCCCGGGAUAACCUGCUAAAUAUCAUUGACCUUCGAGUCAAUGCUAUCAAACAGACCUUCAGUGCUCCAGGAUUCAAGUGUGGAUCUGAUUGGACUAGAGUUGUUUUCAGCCCUUUUCAGAUUCAGUCCUGGGCUGAAUCUAUUGCUCUACUGUCUUUCCUACUCCUUCCCAGCCCCGAUGGCAGUUACGUGGCAGCUGGCUCAGCCGAGGGAUCUCUCUAUAUCUGGAAUGUGCUCACUGGAAAAGUUGAAAAAGUUCUUUCAAAGUUUCACAGCUCUUCUAUCAACGCAGUGGCUUGGUCACCCUCUGGUGUUAAUGUAGCCAGUGUGGACAAAAGCAACAAAGCGGUUGUGUGGUCUGACUACUGACUUGGAAGGCAUGUGAAGAGCAAAGCUUCGAAGGUGUCGUCAGCGAGGAAGCGCUCACCCGUGGAGGCCCGUGGCUAGAGCUGGCCUUCCUCCGGGCUUACGGUCCAAGUGCCCGGCUCUGAUUUCCUGGAGAAGAACUCUAGUGAAACGGUGGCCUUCCUUUGUACAGAAUUUCAGAGAAGGAGCUCGGAGCUCUCCUGUGGUCUGGAAGAGUAGCCCCGAGCGGGGGAAACCGCCCCCCGUGCUGCUGGCACUUAGCAGGGGAUCUGUUGGGUGUCUCUGAAUUGGUGGGAGAACACUAGUAGCUUCGAUUUUUUUCCAUACCUCACUGGAUGGAAUUGACGUAAAGAGGGUUUGAUCCUUCAUCGGACAGCAGUGCCAAUUAUCCUAAAUACGUGUGUGUUCGUUCCCCCCCUCAGCCCUCACUUUUCCUGCCUCUGUGCGCUCUUCUUUUCCCAGGGGCUGACUUGGGCGGGAGGCAACGGGAGCUUGAAUUAUGGUACAGAACGGUCCCUCAUAAAUCCGUAAAGCGAUGAAAUAGUUGUAUACUCUCUUAGCAGUUCGGACAUUUCUUCAAUACAAGGUUGUUGCCGUGGCAUGGGCUUGUUCGGCCGAAUCGCUUUCACUUUCUUGAGCAUCCCUUCAGGAUAUUGUCCAGACUUCAAAGUGGGUUUUUUUAAAAAAAUUUUGUUUUUGUUUUAACCUUUCACGUCUCCUCUUCCAUUCAGGAUUCUGGCACAUAAGAGAAUUAAGUUAAGGAGCGUUUUCAUUCUGAACAUGAAUUUGCUGUGAAAUUGGAGGGGUGAGGGUUUCUUCUGCUUUCAGGCAGGGAUGUGCUACUGCUGUGAUGAAGAAUGGAUUGAUUCUCCUGUGCCCUAUGCCGGGAGAUAAAUGAACCGCGCCUCACUUAACACAUCCGUCCUGUCCAGAGACAUCUCCAAGGGUGUUUGGGGUUGUGGGUGGCGCGUAGGAAAUUGCGGUCCCGAGUGCAGUAAUCGGGUGCUGGCAAUUCCAGACCACCUGCCCCCUUUGCUAAGCACACGCGCGAUACCCCGCUUGAUGCAGGGAACACCCAACUUCGAGACUUAGGAAGCUUGGGAACUUCUGCAUCCUUGGGUAACAAAACGGUAAUGAGACUGGGGAGUAGUCUGUGGGCUUUUUUUAAAUGUUUAUCCAAACUACCUUUUUUUCCUUUACGAGCCAGGGGGCUUUAAAGCCCUUCUCUUCCACCUCUAUCCCUCUCCCCACCUCACACGCAAACACCCGAACACCCCCCACCAUGUUUUAUCACUUCUUUUAAUUUGCACUUUAAUUUGCUUCCUUCCUGAAUUUUUUUUUCUGUGGAAUUUGGGAAAUGUGUGUGUUUAAAGCUAGAUGAAAGACAAAUGAUGCUUGUUUCUUUUCCUUAGUCAAGGUAUCUCUCCUCCCAUCUGCCUUCCCCAACUACUCCCUCCUCAUUUGUCUCUUUCCACCUCAUUGUCCAGAUACUUUUUGCUGAGGGAAGUUAAAAUACAUAGGCCAGGGCAAAUCUUUUAUUUAUUAUUAUUAAGCUGCCAACCAGAACUUGAUUGUAAAUAAACUUAUCCUCUGCUUUUAAAAUUC